AUGGAGAUCUCUGUUGCACUGAGCAUUCUAGCUUCCCUCCAGGUAAUCCAAACCAAGUACAAUAUCAUCAUUCAUCUCUGGAUGCAUGCAUUCCACAAACUCCUCAACCUCUUCAUGCUAUUCACUAACAUCCAACUUGACAACUUUUUGCCAACCCUUGCUCGCUUCAUUGAGCACAUUGAAAUCGAGGGAGCCAAGGAACACAAGUGGAUUAUGAUGGCAGGCACAGGUGGUCCAGCUGUAAAAGUUGCCAAGAAGUGUCAAGUUGUGCCCGCAUUCUGCGACAAAGACAGAAAAGAUAAACAGAUGGACGUGGAUGAUGAAGGCGCCUCACAAGCAUCUCCAGCUCUAUCGGACGCAAACCCGCCUGCAGAGUUGCCAGUGUCAUUCAAACUGGCAUUGGAAUUUGCAUUUUUGAUGCUCUCAUUCAUUCUCCACAAUCCAAUGCAGAAGGCCUCACCUUUUGCUUUUUUUCACCCCCACAACAUCUUUACUGCACAGGGAUUAGUCAUCCCAACUGCUGGCCACUGGUGCCUUCAUGGGAUGGAGUGGAUCAGUCAAAAAGUCUUUGAGUGUGGAUACUGGAAGAACAGAGAGGAGAGAUGGAUGGAGGUGGAGAUCCUGGAUGUGGAAGAAGGUGGCCAACUCACCGAUGGGAUUAUCGAAGAUGAAUAUGACGAAGAGGAUGGCCACUCCCAUGGCUGUGUGGUUUCCUUGUCAACAGUUGUUGAUGGGUUCACCUGGGUAGAGGGCACAUGUGAGUGGAGGGUCAAGGGUGUAUUGGAAGUGAAAGUGAUGCGAUGGCUUGAGGAAGAUCAUCAUGAGCAUGAGGAAGAGGAGCAGAGACGAUGUGGUCGUCGUCGGACUGAUGACUGUAUAGAUGUCAAUGUCGAUGAUGAAGACGCUAAUGAAUCGUCAGAACAGAGUGAAGAUGAUGAAAAUGAUUCUGAGGAAGUCAAGGAUCUCAAGGCUCUUGGCAAUCUUGUGCUGGCUGCGGAAUCUACAGUCUAA
Suillus subalutaceus is the source of this 1011-nucleotide messenger RNA. RefSeq lists its product as uncharacterized. The coding region runs from base 1 to 1011 and encodes 336 amino acids. The transcript has 5 exons. The record is from RefSeq and is a predicted model, not a curated record. Lineage: Eukaryota; Fungi; Basidiomycota; Agaricomycetes; Boletales; Suillaceae.